Messenger RNA from Ramularia collo-cygni, 546 nucleotides. Its product is annotated as ADP-ribosylation factor family protein. Gene Ontology annotation, cellular component: cytoplasm; microtubule cytoskeleton. The transcript is spliced from 6 exons. NCBI's taxonomy places the organism in Eukaryota, Fungi, Ascomycota, Dothideomycetes, Mycosphaerellales, Mycosphaerellaceae. The coding region runs from base 1 to 546 and encodes 181 amino acids. The record is from RefSeq and is a predicted model, not a curated record. Gene Ontology annotation, molecular function: GTP binding; GTPase activity. Gene Ontology annotation, biological process: protein folding.
AUGCUGUCGAUAUUGAGGAAGGCACGUCUCAAAGACAAGGAGAUGCGGAUUCUGAUGCUGGGGCUGGAUAAUGCUGGAAAGACCACGAUCGUGAAGAAGAUCAUGAAUGAGGAUGUCAACAGCGUGAGUCCGACACUAGGUUUUAUAAUCAAGACCAUUGACUAUGAAGGAUACAAACUGAACAUCUGGGACGUCGGCGGUCAGAAGACACUGCGCACAUAUUGGAAAAACUACUUUGAGAAGACGGACACCCUCAUCUGGGUGGUUGAUGCCACUGACAGGGAGCGGCUUGAUGAUUGCCGUCAGGAGCUGAAAGGCCUGCUCGUCCAAGAACGUCUCAUGGGCGCAUCUCUGUUGGUGUUCAAGAACAAAAGCGAUGUGACGGGCUGUAUGAGCGAAGAUGACAUCCGCCAGGGAUUACAAUUGGACAGCAUCCUCACGCACAAGUGGCACAUUUUGCCUUGCUCGGCGAUGACAGGACUUAACCUUCAAGAAGGUCUUCAAUGGGUCGUUCAGGACGCCAAGGACAGACUCUUUCUCUAUUGA